This is a messenger RNA of Bathycoccus prasinos, 645 nucleotides long. RefSeq lists its product with no specific name. Bases 1 to 645 code for a protein of 214 amino acids. The record is from RefSeq and is a predicted model, not a curated record. The transcript has a single exon. Lineage: Eukaryota; Viridiplantae; Chlorophyta; Mamiellophyceae; Mamiellales; Bathycoccaceae.
AUGCUUCGCGACGCCACGAAUAAUAUCAGUCUUCGCGAUGAUUUUGCGUCGUCGUCGUCGUCGUAUAAAGAAGAAUUAGAAGGAACAAAACGAGGCGGGAAGAAUUUUGAAAAUAUUUCAGUUCUUCGUCGUAAAAGCGAGAGUAAUAGUAAGAGUAAGAGUAGUAGUGGAAAAAGCGACGAUGAUGAUGUGAGAAGAACGUUGGAAAAAGAUGAUGAGAAUGGUAUCGAAGAAGAAGAAGAAGAAGAAGAAGAUGUAUUAGCGAGAGAUUACACUCUAGAAUUACUCUCGGACGAAUUCAUCUCGGAGUUUCUCUUCGACCCGUCUUGUUUUGAUUCCAUGCGAGCAGAGUCCGAGAGAUGUUGCGGAAGCGCGUUGGAAGCGUUAUAUCCAACCAGCGUAAGACAGAUGAGUCGAGAGGGGUUGUUACAAGAGAAGAGCAAUUUGAAAAAAAGACUUCGAGCGUACGACGCGAGGUUGAUGAAAAUGAAUAACAUAGUCGCGAGCAAAGCGGAUAAAAAACACGCGAGGCCGUUGUACGCGAGAUUAGCUCGCGUGAAGCAGCAGAUAGAGUUACUGGAGAUUAGAGACGGGUUGGAGGUGUUGCCAAACUUGAAAGUCGCGGCGACGGGCACAGCGCACUAG